This is a messenger RNA of Humulus lupulus (European hop), 1222 nucleotides long. Its product is annotated as cold shock protein 2. Gene Ontology annotation, molecular function: zinc ion binding; nucleic acid binding. The transcript has a single exon. The record is from RefSeq and is a predicted model, not a curated record. The coding region runs from base 129 to 977 and encodes 282 amino acids. Lineage: Eukaryota; Viridiplantae; Streptophyta; Magnoliopsida; Rosales; Cannabaceae.
UCUUCGAAAGGUUCUUCUCACACACAUUCUCUCUCCUAUAUAUUCGUGUAUUAUAUAUAUAUAUACACAGAGCCAUUAGCCACUUGGUCCACUGAUACCCUCUCUUUUUCUAUAGGGAUCAUCGAGCUAUGGCGGAGGAGAGGUCUACCGGUACGGUCCGUUGGUUCAACGACUCGAAGGGAUUCGGCUUCAUCAAGCCCGAUGACGGCGGCGAAGAUCUGUUCGUUCAUCAAUCCUCGAUCAAAUCCGACGGUUUCCGAAGCCUCUCAGAGGGCGAGACUGUCGAGUUUCAGGUCGUCCUGGCCGAAGACGGGAAAACCAAGGCCGUUGAUGUGACCGGCCCUGAUGGAUCGUCCUUGCAGGGGAACAAAAAGGAGAGUUUUGGCGGUGGCCGUAGGGGAGGCCGUGGCGGCGGCGGCGGUGCUGGUUUUGGCGGUGGAUGGAGAGGCGGAGAUCGGCGUAAUGGUGGCGGAGGCGGUGGCGGUGGCUGUUAUAAUUGCGGUGAUACCGGUCACAUGGCUAGGGAUUGCGAUCGUGGCAAUAACGGAGCUGGCGGUGGAAGUGGCGGUGGAGGUGGAGGUGGCGCUUGUUAUCAAUGUGGCGAAUUUGGUCACAUGGCUAGGAGCUGUCCUAAAGGGAAUGAUGGUGGUGCCGCAGGUGGUGGUGGAGGAGGAGGAGGAAGUGGCGGGGCUUGUUACAAUUGUGGCGAGUUCGGCCAUAUCGCGAGGGAUUGUAGUAGGGCAAGCGGUGGAGGAGGAGGAGGCGGCGGCGGUGGCGGCGGUUCUGGUGGUUGCUACAACUGUGGGGAGUUUGGUCAUUUGGCAAGGGAUUGCAGCAGCGCUAGCGGUGGUGGCCGCGGAGGUGGCGGCGGCGGCGGAAGGUUUGGUAGUGGUGACGCUGGCGGCGGCGGCAGCGGUGGCUGUUACAAUUGUGGAAAGGCUGGACAUUUUGCAAGGGAGUGCCCUGAGGCUGCUUAAAGUAAGAAAGAAGAGAGUAAUAGUACAUAUUCUCUUUCUGUUUCCAAUUUAUCUUUGGUUAUUUUGUUCAUUUUGGGCUGUGGUGGUUUAUACAUAGGAGGAUGUUUUUGCUUAAUUAAUGGGUUUUGAUUUUUGACUUGCUUCAAGAAUGAUAUGCUUUGCUUUUGUGGAGCAAAAUUUUCCAGUUUUAUACACACAUAUUAUGUGUUGGUUCGUUUAGUUGAUAUUGUUCAGAUUUACUGAUA